Messenger RNA from Coprinopsis cinerea okayama7#130, 678 nucleotides. Its product is annotated as HpcH/HpaI aldolase/citrate lyase family protein. Gene Ontology annotation, cellular component: cytoplasm. The record is from RefSeq and is a predicted model, not a curated record. Lineage: Eukaryota; Fungi; Basidiomycota; Agaricomycetes; Agaricales; Psathyrellaceae. The transcript is spliced from 3 exons. Bases 1 to 678 code for a protein of 225 amino acids. Gene Ontology annotation, molecular function: aldehyde-lyase activity.
AUGUCCUCAUCCCAUUCGCACCCCCUCCUCGAAACCUUCAAAUCCACCCACCCCAAUUCGAAGCCGUCGUACGGAGUCUGGCUAACACUCCCCGGCACCUUCAACGCGCGCACCAUCGCACAAGCAAGCCACGACCUCGGAUGGAUCCUUAUCGAUUGCGAGCACGGGCUGGUCCCGCUCGUUCCAGGCGCUGCAGAGACGAUCGCUGCUAUCAAAGGCACCCGUACCAUUACCAAUCCCAGCUCAAAUGGGAGUCCUGACUCUAGGGUAUCUGCACCAAGUACAAUUGUGAGGAUCCCUGCGACCGGCGCUUCGGAUAGCACGAGUUGGCAGAUCAAGUAUGCGUUGGAUGCGGGUGCGGAUGGGGUGCUUGUGCCCAUGGUAUCAACCGCAGCCAAAGCAAGAGAAGUGGUGCAAGAAGCCAAAUUCCCUCCCCAAGGCCGGCGGGGCUUCGGGAGCCCAUUCACACAUACCCUAUGGGGCCUCUCGACACCCGACUACCUCGCCUCCGCCAACCACUCCUCCUUGGUCAUAGUCCAGAUCGAAACGAAGGAAGCUGUGGACAACGUGGAGGAGAUCGCCAACGUCGAGGGCAUAGACGCCCUGUUCAUUGGUCCUUACGACCUCUCCAUCUCGCUUGGGUACCCUCCUCCCUCCCCGGUGUCGGCUAGGUACUAG